This is a messenger RNA of Suillus subaureus, 1416 nucleotides long. RefSeq lists its product as uncharacterized. The record is from RefSeq and is a predicted model, not a curated record. The transcript is spliced from 3 exons. Lineage: Eukaryota; Fungi; Basidiomycota; Agaricomycetes; Boletales; Suillaceae. The coding region runs from base 399 to 1040 and encodes 213 amino acids.
UUGAAUGGACCAUUUCAAGCGGAGACGGACAAGUCCAUGGACCGCGUCUUUACGCGUCAUGUCACAUUUUGUCACAAAGUAGGGACCUGUCACGUUAUGCCGAUCGGCACGAAAACCCACCAAGUCGAGCGAUGUCACCGACUAUCACCACGCUCGUCUAGAUCUGAGGCUUUGACCUAAGCGACUGGAUGAUCUUGAAGUUGCUCGUAACCACAUUUGUGUCUCUAAAUUCGAAUUCAAACUACAUACUAUUUGUGGUCCACUAAAACAAACAUAUGCUGUGGUAGCGUGGCUGAUCUUUGGCUUUUUUGUCCUAACAAAAGCGUCUUCGAUUUAUAACCGCUGGAAUACUGCUCUGCCACCUCAAAAUAUCUGUCCUACCCGGGUCUCUCAUCAUCAUGACUACUCAACAAGCCAACCUCACGGACCGUAGCAAACUUCGCAUGGAGCGGCUCAGGCUCGAAGAGCUAGAGCAGCAACGCUGGGAGCAAGAGGCACUUGUAAUGCCUGAAGCGCUCAAUCAAGCUCUCCUAAUGUCGUUUGCCUCGGUUAAGACUGAAUUCAGUGACCUUGAUGGACUCUCAUGGUCACGCUACCCUGUUCCUAUAGUUCCUAAUCCAUGGGCGAUAGACGAACCACCCCCCACUCCAACACCGGAUUAUCCCGAGUUUAGCGAAUUCCCUGACGAGCCAGAAUACUCUCAACGGUCACAAACCCCCUCACCUUACACUAUUUCAUCUCUCACUGGGCUGACCUCUUUCGCACCUGGAGAAACCAUUCGCGCAGCCCGAGCCCCAAAUAAAUCGUCUCGGUCUCCCUUGUUGCCUACAAACCAGUUCACUCCGGAUUCGAACAUUUCAAGAUGCUCUGAUCACAGAAGACUCUCGUCUUCACCGGCCACAAUCUAUCACAUGUCACCAAAUUCACCAAGCGAUGCUCGCUAUCCACUCCGCCAGCUACCUUCAUUCGACACAUCUAUACAACCCCGAAUAUCCAUUCCCUCAAAACGCCGCAAAUCUAAUUCACAACAACUUACAUAACAUCAUAUUCAUGAUCGCAUCCCCUCGUCUAUAACGUUAACAGAAAUGCUUUGUAUCAAUACUACCAGUGUAGCUGUAAGCUUAGAGUUUCGAUGGACUGCCUUGGAUAUUAUCACAUCGUUUUGCGGGAUCAUCGAAAUGCUGAAUGGAGAAGGGAAUUCGAAGUUCUGAUUGACGUUAUAUGUUAAUAUAUCAUGCCUUGAGGCCUUUCGGAUCAUAAUAUCGAUGACACGCUGCCCUCUCGGUCCAUCAGCGGUCUGGAGAUUUGUAGUGUAAGGCAACGUCUACCUCGAAAUACCGGACUACAUUGUGAUACUAUAGAUAUGAUUCAAUUCAAAUUUCGAAAACGCACCCGUCUUUAUUCCCCACACGUUCA